Tribolium madens (black flour beetle) is the source of this 3738-nucleotide messenger RNA. It is a transcript of the gene SMC2, whose product is annotated as structural maintenance of chromosomes protein 2. Gene Ontology annotation, biological process: chromosome organization. NCBI's taxonomy places the organism in Eukaryota, Metazoa, Arthropoda, Insecta, Coleoptera, Tenebrionidae. Gene Ontology annotation, molecular function: protein binding; ATP hydrolysis activity; ATP binding. The record is from RefSeq and is a predicted model, not a curated record. The transcript has 11 exons. Gene Ontology annotation, cellular component: chromosome. Bases 152 to 3646 code for a protein of 1164 amino acids.
AAAUUAAAUUUCCCUAAAAUUCAAAAGUGUAGUUUACUAACCGUUUUUACUUUUGUCUGUUUAUAUUUGAAGUUCAAGCAAUUUUAGUGUUUGAAGCUAUUUUGGUGGUGUAUUAUUUUAUCCAGAGGCCGCAAAGUGGCUUCUCAUCACAAUGUACAUAAAAUCGGUGGUUUUGGACGGUUUCAAGUCUUACGGCCACCGUACUGAAAUUUCGGGCUUUGAUAAGGCAUUUAAUGCUAUCACAGGCCUUAACGGCAGUGGUAAAUCAAACAUUCUCGAUUCCAUAUGUUUCGUUUUAGGAAUCACGAAUUUGAGCCAUGUCCGUGUGGGCAAUUUACAAGACCUGAUUUACAAAAGUGGCCAAUGUGGUAUUGAUAAGGCCACUGUGUCUAUCACUUUUGAUAAUUCAAACCCUGAUCAGUGCCCCCCAGGUUUUGAAGAUGUCUCAGAGAUUACCAUAUCAAGACAGAUCGUUAUGGGUGGAAAAAGUAAAUAUAUGAUCAACGGAAUGUCAGUUCAAAAUAAGAAAGUCCAUGAUUUAUUUUGUUCUAUACAACUGAACGUAAAUAAUCCCCAUUUUUUGAUUAUGCAAGGGAAAAUCACCAAAGUUUUAAAUAUGAAGCCAUUUGAAAUUUUAGGCAUGAUAGAGGAGGGGGCUGGCACAAAAAUGUAUACAAGUAAAAGAGACGAUACCUUAAAAACAAUUCAGAAAAAGGAUGCCAAACUCACAGAACUUCAAUCUAUAAUGAAUGAGGUGGUUACACCUAGACUGGAAAAAUUAAGAGCAGAAAGAACCAAAUAUGUGGAGUUUAAGAACAUAGAAAGGGAAUUGGACCACAUGUUACGCCUCUAUAAAGCUUGGGAAUUUGUCGCGUCGAAAAGGAGGUAUUUAGAAGUGAAAAACACUCUUGAAAAUGAAGAAAACGAUUUGAAAAAUAUUGAAGAAGAAAAGACAGCUCAUAAAAGCAGAAUUAAAGAGUUGGAUGGAAUUAUUAAGGAAUUAACAAAAAAGGCAGAAGCGGAUGGGAACCAAAAUUUGGAAAAACUCGAACAAGAAAUAAGAACAGCGGAGAAAUCCCAAGCCAAAGUGAACGCAAACAUAAAGUCAAUUAACGACGAAAUUGAGAAUGAAACCAAGAGAAAAACACAAUUAGAAAAGAACUUAGCCGACGACGAAAAAACCCUCAAAGUCAAAGAAUCCAACUUGGCUAAAGUCGAAUCGACCUUCCUCAAACUCAAAGCAGCCGACGAAAAGGACAAAGAAGCUUUCGUCAUCUCCCAAAAACGGGUUGUGGCUUUAAGCGCCGGCAUGGAACUCAACGACCAAGGCGAAGCCGAGUCGCUUCUCGCACAAUUGAUGAACAUGCGUCAGAAAGCCUCUGAAGAAAUUAACAAAAAAAACUGCACUCUCGUAAAACUCAAAUAUUACGAAGACCGACUCAAAGAAAAACAAGUGAAAGGCGUUAACUCCAACGAAAUUAUAAAAGACCAGCAGAUGCAAAAGAAUAUGAGCCAGGAAAUCGAUCAACUGAAGGCCGCUAUGAAAAAAAUGCAUUUUAAGGAGGAUCGGAUGAACGAUUUGAAGAAUAGAAGAACGCAGUUGUCGGAAGAAAUGAAGGUUUUGAGAAGACAAGUUGACAAUUUUGAGAUGCGAAAUUCGUUUACUCAAUUCAGAUAUAGAGACCCCGAACCCAAUUUUAAUAAAAAGAGUGUUAUGGGAGUCGUUUGUCGAUUGUUUAAGGUGAAAGACGAGACGGCAUGUUAUGCUGUGGAAAUGGCAGCCGGUGGUCGGUUAUACAAUGUUGUUAUAGAUUCCGAUAUUACCGGCAAAAAGUUACUUAAACACGGCGAUUUACAGCAGAGAAGGACUUUCAUCCCACUUAAUAAAAUUCAAGUAAAUAAAAUGAGCAACAGUGUUGUUAAAAGAGCCGAGGAUUUAGUCGGUAAAGAAAACAUAAAGCUGGCUUUGGACUACUUGAGUUAUGAUAAAAAAAUGCAAAGCGUUAUGGAACACAUUUUCGGAAAUGUGUUCAUUUGUAAGGAUAUGUCUGUGGCAAGGCGGGUCGCCUUUGAUAAUAGGAUUAGACGCAAAUGUGUGACGCUAGAUGGCGACAUCGUCGAUCCUGCGGGAACAUUAACUGGGGGUUCCCGGGAGCAAACUGAAUCGGUUUUAAAACAACUCGAUUCCAUACAACAAAUCGAACAACAACUCAGCGCGAAAGAGCACGAAUUUGAAAAAAUCGAGUCCGAAAUCCGCGAAAUAGGUCUCAAAGAGGAACAAUUCAUGACUUACCGAAGAGAGUUGGAGUUAAAAGAACACGAAUUGAAUUUGAUUACGGAAAGAUUGCAACAGUCGACAUAUUAUCAGCACAAGGAAGAAAUCGCGAAUUUAGAGAAAGAAAUAAAAAAUCUCAAAGAAACAAUCGCUUCUUGUGAAGAAAAUGAGAAGAAACUUAACGAAAAAGUGAAGAGUUUGGAGGAGAAGGUUGCAGGUUCGAAAGGUGGAAUCGAACAGAAGUUAAAAGAGGCUCAAGCAGAAAUGGCAAGAUUGAAAGCAAAAGCGGAUAAAAGUAAGAAACAGUGGGAAGAGAAAGAGUUGGAUUACGCAACGUUCAAAGGGGAAAUUGAGGAGUUGAAGCAGAGUUUGCUGGAUACGAAACAGCAGAUUGAAGCGGCUGAAGCAAAUAUCAUGCAGCUGAAACAGAAACUUGAAGAAAUCGGGACUCAAUCCACAGAUAUGAAUGCAAACAUCGCGGAAUUGCAAGCUGAACUGAAGAAAGGCAAAGCAGAAAUCGUCGAGAAAAACAAAGAUGUACAAAAGAAAGUCAAUGAGAAGGAAGAAUUACAGUCGAAAAUCACCCAGUGUGAAAUCAGAAUCAAAGAAUCAAGUCAUAAAUUGAAAAAACUACAAGACGAAUGUAAAAAUCUUAAGGGGCGCCAAGCCGAUUGUCAGCAACGAGUUAAAGGCGACGAGGUGAAAACGGCCGAGCAAAUGUCAGAAGAAGAAGGCCAAGAAUUGGAAAAAAAAAUUCGAAAAUUUCAAGAAAUGAAAAAGUCCCUUGGUCGAACUGUCAAUAGUCAAGCGCAGGUUCAUUUUGAACAACAAGAAAAAGAGUACAACGAGGUUAAGAAAAAAUUACGAAUAGUCGAACAAGAUAAACGGACUCUACUCGAUGCUAUAAAAGAGUUAGAUUUGAGGCGAGAAGAGAUUGUGUGCAAGGCCCACGAACAAAUUUCUAGAGAUUUCGGCUCGAUUUUCAGCACGUUGUUACCGGGGGCUACUGCUAAAUUGUUACCGCCGACUGGACAAACUAUUCUUCAAGGAGUCGAAAUUAAAGUCUCACUUGGAGGCAUUUGGAAAGACAGCUUGACGGAAUUAAGCGGAGGUCAGCGAUCUUUAGCAGCCCUGUCUCUAAUCCUCGCCAUGUUGUUAUUCAAACCGGCGCCAUUGUACAUUUUAGAUGAAAUUGAUGCCGCUUUGGAUCUGUCACACACGCAGAAUAUCGGUCGUAUGUUGAAGACACAUUUCAAAAAAUCGCAAUUCAUUGUGGUGUCUCUCAAAGACGGCAUGUUCAGCAAUGCUAAUGUUCUUUUCAAAACGCAAUUCGUAGAUGGCGUUUCCACCGUCACGAGGACCGCCAACUAAAGUACAAUUUAAUUAUAUGGUUACUUAUUAGUUAAAUAUUGCUUUUUAAAAUAAAUUUUGUAUGAUAAAAGGCCGAAAGAACGUGAUUCAAU